Fusarium poae is the source of this 672-nucleotide messenger RNA. RefSeq lists its product as uncharacterized. Gene Ontology annotation, cellular component: membrane; cytoplasm. The record is from RefSeq and is a predicted model, not a curated record. The transcript is spliced from 3 exons. Bases 1 to 672 code for a protein of 223 amino acids. NCBI's taxonomy places the organism in Eukaryota, Fungi, Ascomycota, Sordariomycetes, Hypocreales, Nectriaceae.
AUGGCUUUCAUUGCUAGACUUACCGCGCGAUUUAACUCUUACUAUGAUGAGCGACCACUCAUGACCAUGAUGGUCACAAACGCCAUCCUCGGAGGCGUCGCAGACACAGUCGCCCAGUCCAUCACCGCCAUCCGCGAACGAGCUCUCCGCCAGCCAGGCGGCCUUAAGAAGAACGACGGCGUCGCUAUUGAGAUCCACGAGCUCGACCGAAAGAACCCUUUCUACGAACGCGACCUGAUCCCCGACUCGGUCGGCCUCCCCCCACCCUUUGACUUUGAGCGUCUCACGCGCUUCAUGGCCUACGGUUUCUGCAUGGCCCCUGUGCAGUUCAAAUGGUUCCGAUUCCUCGAGCGUAUCUUCCCCGUUACCAAGACGAGCGCUUUCGUCCCCGCCAUGAAACGCGUUGCUUUCGACCAGCUCAUCUUUGCGCCAUUCGGUCUGGCUGUUUUCUACACUACCAUGACAAUUGCUGAGGGUGGUGGUCGUCGCGCUGUGUCCAACAAGCUUCGGGACAUGUACAUUCCCACCCUCAAGGCCAAUUAUGUUGUUUGGCCUGCUGUGCAGAUUGUCAACUUCCGUUUGAUGCCUGUUCAGUUCCAGCUGCCUUUCGUGUCUACAAUUGGUAUCGCCUGGACAGCAUACCUCUCCUUGACCAACUCUGCCUCCGAGUAA